Messenger RNA from Quercus robur (English oak), 1603 nucleotides. Its product is annotated as receptor-like protein kinase FERONIA. The transcript has a single exon. Bases 462 to 1226 code for a protein of 254 amino acids. Gene Ontology annotation, molecular function: transmembrane receptor protein tyrosine kinase activity; ATP binding. Gene Ontology annotation, cellular component: plasmodesma; plasma membrane. Gene Ontology annotation, biological process: protein autophosphorylation. NCBI's taxonomy places the organism in Eukaryota, Viridiplantae, Streptophyta, Magnoliopsida, Fagales, Fagaceae. The record is from RefSeq and is a predicted model, not a curated record.
UACCUAUGUCCUUUUUUUGAGAUAAAACCAUGAAAUUAGUCCAAACCACCCAUAAGGGAUCAUUUCCGUGACUCCGUGAUCGCCGGGUCAAGCCGCCACUUCUCCGUCGUCAAAUCUAUUGGUAUACGACCGAAGCACCAAUGGAAGGAGUUUCAAAGUUAUUCAGGACGUCCGGGAAGAGAGCAAAACCAUCUUUGGCUCUUCCUGAUGAACUAUGCCGUCAAUUUUCACUGGCUGAGAUGAAGAUAGCCACCAAUAACUUCGACGAUAAAUUAUUCAUUGGUCAGGGUGGUUAUGCGAAAGUAUACAAGGGGUUGUUAAUUGAUGACUGUAGCUGUACUAUAGACGUUGCAAUAAAGUGUGUAACGUAAGACAGGUUAAGGACCGAGGUGCCGUUGGCUUGCCAGCUACACCACCCUAACCACGUCCCUCUCAUUGGAUAUUGUCUCGAUGAUCAACAGAUGAUCCUAGUCUACGAGUUCAUGGUAAAUGGAAACCUCGGCGACCACGUCUACGGCAGUACUAACCACCAUGAUCCCCUCCCGUGGAAACAAAGGCUCCAGAUUUGCAUUGAAGUGGCGCGUGGACUGCACUACCUUCACACUGGGCUGAAGCAUACCAUCAUCCACCGUAACGUGAAGCCGAGCAACAUUCUUCUGGACGAGAAAUUGGAGGCCAAGUUUGGAGAUUUGGGGUUGUGCAAGUUGGGUCCCUCGAGUUUGUCAAAGGCUUUAAUUAAAAUUGAAUCAGAGGUAGUGGGUACUUACGGAUACGCUGAUCCUGGGUAUGUGGCGACCGGAGAAUUGACUGAUAAAUCUGAUGUCUACUCUUUUGGUGUGGUAUUGUUGGAAGUACUCAGCGGCAGGAAAGCAUUCCAACGAUUGGGAGUGGAAGAACAGCCGUAUCUGGUUAAUUGGGCCCGAAAAUGCAAAGGAGAAGGGACCAUCAAUAAGAUUAUUGAUCCGUAUCUGAUAGGGAAGAUAGCUCCAGAGUGUUUCAAAAUAUACGUCGACAUUGCGACAUCUUGCGUGCGAAAUGAGGGAAAGGAUCGUCCCACAAUUGGUGAAGUGGAGGCAGGCCUUGAACAUUCUCUGCGGCUACAACAGAGCGCAGAUGCUGAGAGAAAGGAUGGUGUGGAUCAACAUAAUUAUACCAUUGUUGAAUAUAUUUCUGGUACUGCGUCUCCUGAGGAAUCUUUUGCAGAUAUAUAUAGCACGAACACAUGAGCUAAAUUUUCCUUGGACACCAACAUGGAAAUAGGGACGCUCCAAGUAACCAAAAUGAGAGCAUAGUGGCUGAGCACUGCUUUAGGAACAAAACUGAGCUGUUUGCCAUGGUAUGGAGGUAUUUUUUUGAGGGUGUGCUCUGGUUUUGGGAAAUAGAUCUGAAUUUAGUUUUGUUAUAUACUUAUAUUUUUUAUGUUGAAUUGUAGUUUGAAGUUUUCACGGCGAUGGAUGCUACACAGUUUUCAUUGAUUGAUAUGCAUGACUUUCUUUGUAUUUUGUAAGCCUGAAUUAACAACGACAACAAUCUCAACAUUGUAAAGUACUACUGUUUUUUGUAAAACUUAAUGGGAUAACUAGGAGAAGGUUGGUCAGUCUUA